Candoia aspera is the source of this 3134-nucleotide messenger RNA. RefSeq names its product intraflagellar transport 57 (gene IFT57). Gene Ontology annotation, cellular component: centrosome; cilium; Golgi apparatus. The coding region runs from base 61 to 1323 and encodes 420 amino acids. The transcript has 12 exons. NCBI's taxonomy places the organism in Eukaryota, Metazoa, Chordata, Lepidosauria, Squamata, Candoiidae. The record is from RefSeq and is a predicted model, not a curated record. Gene Ontology annotation, biological process: non-motile cilium assembly; intraciliary transport.
UUGGUGCUUGUCGCGUUGCGCUGGCAACUUGGAAGCGAGAAGCUGCGAUUGAGACGUGUCAUGGCGGCCGCCGAGGAAGGGGACGCGACUGGGGAAGCUGCGGUGGUGGAGCGCGGGCCGGGGGCGCUUUAUCACAUGUUUGUCAUGAUGGAGGAUCUGCUGGAGAAGUUGAAGCUACUGAAUUACGAGGAAGAGGCAGCGUUGCGGAGCCACAAUAUGAGACCGCCUUCCCGGCAUUAUUUUGCAUUGCCUAUUAACCCAGGUGAACAGUUCUACAUGUUUUGUACCCUUGCUGCUUGGCUGAUUAAUAAGGCAGGGCAUCCUUUUGAACAACCACAGGAAUAUGAUGACCCAAAUGCGACAAUAUCUAGCAUACUUGCAGAGCUGCGGUCCUUUGGAAGAACUGUUGAUUUCCCUCCCUCAAAGUUAAAGGCCGGUUAUGGAGAACAAGCAUGCUAUGUUCUUGAUUGUUUGGCAGAAGAAGCUUUGAAAUACACAUCAUUUAGCUGGAAAAGGCCUACAUAUCCUACUGAGGAGCUAGAAGAAGAAGCAAUAACAGAAGAUGAUGCUGAAUUAACUCUUAAUAAAGUAGAAGAAAUAAUUGCGGAAGAAGAGACAGACAAUGAGGAAAAUUAUAUUGAUCUGAAUGUUUUAAAAGCACAAACUUACAAAUCAGACACGCUUGAGUCUAAACAGGAAGAGAUUUUAGAAUCUAAAGUAGAUGCAGCUGAAUGGAACCUUGAAGUGGAACGUGUUCUUCCUCAGUUGAAAGUCACAAUCAGAACAGAUAAUAAGGAUUGGCGAAUCCACGUGGAUCAAAUGCAUCAACACCAAGAUGGAAUUGAAUCAGCUUUAAAAGAUACCCGCUGCUAUCUUGACAAGCUUCAUAAUGAAAUCAGCAGAACUUUGGAAAAGGUUAGCAGUAGAGAAAAGUAUAUUAACAAUCAGCUGGAACAUUUGGUUCAAGAAUAUCGUUCUGCACAGGCACUUUUGAGUGAGGCCAAAGAGAAAUAUCAACAAGGAAGUGGUGGUGUGACAGAGAGGACAAGAAUUCUAUCUGAGAUUACUGAAGAAUUAGAGAAAGUAAAACAAGAAAUGGAAGAAAAAGGAAGCAGUAUGACUGAUGGAGCUCCAUUAGUAAAGAUAAAACAGGCUUUAACUAAACUGAAGCAAGAAACCGUUCAGAUGGACAUACGAAUUGGUGUAGUGGAACACACGUUACUUCAAUCAAAGUUGAAAGAAAAAUCAAAUAUGACAAGAGACAUGCAUGCUACCAUAAUUCCAGAUUCUUCGAUUGUUGAAGAUCAAUUGUCCUGUGGCUAAACAAACACACACAAAUGUUCCAGCUGACUGGUCAGUGUGGCAUGGGAGAAGUAGAAAGAUGCUCUGUUGAUCUGGGUGCAAAUUCCAUCCCAACUGACAGGUUGUUUUGAUUUGUUUUGUUUGGGUAAAAUUGCUGGUCCUAUGAGAGGGAAAACCCAUCUGGCUGGAUGGUGGGGUGUAAGAAGGUUGCACGAUGAAGCAGGAGGGAGCACCUGGAGUCCCCAACCAUGCCUCAUGAAUGGAGAGUGAUUGGUGAUUGUUUUUCCUGCCAACUGGUGACACUGGCUGGAAGGGGAAAAGAAGCUGAAGAAUCCACCAAUUAGUGCCCUGAAGCUGUCCUUCAUUAAAUCUGUAGGGAUACAAUUCCUGAUCUGAUUGAUUAAAUCAGCUGUGGUGGCAGUGAAAAUUACAUUGACAUACUUUUCUGUUGACUCAAGAUUGGGGGGAAUGCCCAUUUACACAACCAUGAGGAGGUGCAUGUUCCACUUAUUGGAACAAGCAGCAAUUAGUAUAAACUCAGCUAUGACUAUGUCUGAGUUGCUUCCUACCACCUCCCCACCGCAUUCCUCUUGCUUAGAUGUAUUUCAACACCACAGCAUAUCUGUACAUUAAUUUCUCUUUCCUUUGAGUAAUGUGAAACUUCCCCUAGUUACACAUUUUCUGUAGGUAUAGGGAAGUUGUCAUUCUGGGCGUGGAACAGAGCUAUCAUUCUAAGUUUUUUGUUUUGUUUUUUAUUAGCCUCUCCAAGUCAGCUAUCUGGGCCUCAAUGAAGUAUAUUUGUUCUCUGAGACUCAAGGGUUUAGUACGAUGCAGGUCUAUAAGAGCAAAUCCUGAAACAUGGACAUAGGAAAAAAAAUGAAAAACUAGAGUGGAAGUAGGACAACUGCAGAAAAAGAAAGUAUUGGUCCUGUAUGUAAAAGUAUUAAGAUAAUUAAUCUCCCAACAGAAUGAAUUGAAACUGGAUGUAAGGAAAGAAGGAUGUGGAAGCUACUUGGAACAGAAUGAAAAGUGUGGAGUUAUUCACACAGGAAGCAUGAAAAGGUCUUCUGGUGAAUGAUAAGUGAAAGAGGCAAUGGAUGAGGAAAAUGUGAGAUGAUGGUUGCUGUAAAACAUUCGGAUGAGAAAAAUAGAUGUGUUUAGAGAGAAAAAGAGAGAGGGGAGAUGAACAGAGCUCAACAAGGAGACUCCGGCAGAGGAACUGCAAUAAAAAUAAAAACGAAAUGAUUUGGGAUGAACUGAAAUGUGCGAAUAUUUCAAGUAUUUUAGAAAUUUCUGUAGGAAUGAUAAUGUUAUGUUAAAUAGUGGAAUUGAAAUGUUGUAAAUGUUAAUAUCCAAGGAAAAAGGGAUGAAAAGGAAGUCAUAAAUGCUGUGAGAAUGUUGAAAAAUAAUAAGGAAGCAGAUACAUAUGAUAUAACUGGGGAAAGAUUAAAAUGUGGUUGUUUGCUUAUAAUCUGGAUAUGUAAGUAUUUUACCAUGUGUAUGAAAAUUGUAACUAUGUAUGAUAAUUGGAAGAAUGCCUUUAUUCUUCCCAUAUAUAGAGGGAAAGGAGGCACGAGUGAAUACAAAAACUAAUGCAGUAUUAGCUUAUUAACUGUCCUCAAGAACGUUUGGCAGAAUUAUGAUUAAAAGGAUAUGAGAGAUGACUGUGAGUGAAGUGUGAGUAGUGCUGUGCAAUUUUAUUGCAGGCACAGAAUAUGCAGAGCAAUUUUUUUUCCUUCACAAUUAAUUUUAAAAUAUAUGAAAAGCUUAUUAUAUGUGUAAUAAACUUUGUAUGAAAAAUUUGUGUGAUACAAUAAAUAAACUUGAAUUAU